Messenger RNA from Lottia gigantea (owl limpet), 309 nucleotides. RefSeq lists its product as hypothetical. Lineage: Eukaryota; Metazoa; Mollusca; Gastropoda; Lottiidae. The record is from RefSeq and is a predicted model, not a curated record. The annotation marks the transcript as partial. The transcript is spliced from 2 exons.
AGAGGUAUCCAAUCUUAUUGGCUUCAGUUAGCAAGUCUCAAAUCAUUAGGAAGAUUGUAUUAUUCAAAGCCAAGAAUGGAAAUAUUAAGCAUGAGCUCUCAUAUAGAGAAUGGUACAGUUAUUGUAAGAUGGAGAGUUUCAGGUAUUCCACAACUAAGAGUAUUACAAUUUUGGAAGUUCAGAUCAAAAGAACCGUUGGAAAUAGUGUGGCAUGAAGGUAUUUCAACUUUUUAUGUAAAAGAUGAUGGAUUAAUUCAUUUACAUAAGUUAGACAGGGUAUGUAUUUAUAAAACAUAUUUCACAGUUUAG